Molecule: messenger RNA, 1890 nt
Organism: Diaporthe amygdali
Lineage: Eukaryota; Fungi; Ascomycota; Sordariomycetes; Diaporthales; Diaporthaceae
Product: benzoate 4-monooxygenase cytochrome p450
Exons: 8
Coding region: 1-1890 (629 amino acids)
Molecular function (GO): heme binding; oxidoreductase activity, acting on paired donors, with incorporation or reduction of molecular oxygen; iron ion binding
Source: RefSeq, a predicted model, not a curated record
AUGCCUGCCCGGGCGCCCGCUGAGACCUUGGUGGCCCAGUGUGCAGGGUCCAGGUACAACGGGUCCAAACUCAGGCCCAAGGUCAAGUCAUCAGCUGCCUCGGAGUACAGAGCAGAACCCACCAUGAACGAAAAUAUCGGCAAUGUCAUCAUGACUCCACUCGAGCCAAUUCGAAAUGGCCUCGUGUGUCUCACCGCUGUCACCUUCUUACUUGAGCCGGUCCUCGCGCCAGAUCUGACCACCCUUGCUGGUCUGGGCAUAAUACGGGUAUACGGGACAGGAGACGGGACAGGGAACGGGACAGGGAAUAGAGUCAAGGCUGGCAACAUCACUCUUAUCGCUGGCUUUGGUCUAGGCUUUCUCGUCCUGAGCCAUGUGUUGGCAUAUCUGAGGUCACCGUUGAAGGAUAUCCCAGGCCCGCUUCUGGCCAAAUUUACCAAUGUGUGGCGCCUCAUCGACCACUACAAUGCCACCCAGAUCAGCACUCAGCGGCGGCUUCACGAGAAGCUGGGUCCUGCUGUCCGCAUUGGACCUAAUGUUGUUAGUCUGAGCGACCCUAAGCUGCUUAAGACCGUGUACUCUACUCGUGGUGAUUAUCUCAAGAGUGACUUCUACACUGUCAACGACGCUGUGCAAGAUGGUCAAGUCAUCCAGAAUGUCUUUGGCACUCGGAGCAACUCCUUUCAUAGCAGAUACAUGAGGCCGAUCCAGAAACUGUACUCAAUGAACAGCAUGCUCUCUAUGGAGGGUUUGGUGGACAAAACCAUCAGAUCGCUAUGUGGGCAGAUCGAAAAUCGCUUCAUUGAUGGUAAAAAUGCGGGCAAGACUUGCGAUAUUGCCGACUGGGUCAGCUUCUACACGUGGGAUGCCGUGGGUGAGUUGACAUUUAGCAAGGACUUUGGCUUCCUCAGAGGCGGCUGUGAUCAGAUGCAACUGAUCCAGACAGCUGAAAGCGUCAUGCAUUACUUUGGGAUUGUCGGCCAGAUGCCCAUACUGGACAAAUUCAUGGGCAAAAAUCCUUGGUUUGCGACGACAAGAAGUCCCAUAAAGUUCCCCAAUUUCGGGAGGGCCGCUGGGUUCUGCUUCGAGCAGCUCACAGAGCGCUUGUCUAACUACGACGUGGAGAAAGAGGGAGGUCGCCAAGAUUUCCUGCGGGAAUUCCUAAAGAUUAAAGAAGAGAACCCAGAUAUUAUCAGCAAUAAUGAGGUACUGGGUUAUCUUCUACUAAAUAUUCUCGCUGGAGCGGACACAACAGCCAUCGUGCAAAAGGGUAUUAUAUACCAUCUCCUCAGAAACCCGGUGGCCAAGGUCAAGCUCCGGGACGAGCUUGAUGCUGCAGCCAUUUCUUUCCCGGCAUCAUUCGCUGAGACCAGAAGCCUCCCGUACCUCGACGCCGUCAUCAAAGAGGGCCUGCGCAUACAUCCUCCAGUUGGAAACAUAUUGGAGCGCAUUGUCCCAACUUCAGGUCUGACGCUCGGUGACGGACGUGUGAUAGCACCGGGAACGAUUGUUGGCAUGAACCAGUGGGUUAUAUCGCGAAACAAGGAGAUUUAUGGCGACGAUGUUGAGGCUUUCCGGCCAGAAAGGUGGCUACGUGGAAAUAACGAGACAAGUGUGGCGUAUGAGGCACGUCUGAAGACUAUGAAGGAAGCAGACUUGUCAUUCGGAGGCGGUAACAGAAUAUGCACAGGAAGGUACAUGGCGACUUGCGAGUUGUUCAAGGUCACGGCAACGUUGUUCAGCUUGUAUGAUAUUGAACUCGAAGACCUUAGCACGGAUUGGACGGUGCGCUUAUGGUGGUUUGUCUUUACCGACGAUAUACGGGUAAAAAUAUCACGACGUGCAGAUGAUAUACAUAAGCUGAUGGCGCGAGAUCGCGACGAAAACUGA